Messenger RNA from Torulaspora delbrueckii, 2499 nucleotides. It is a transcript of the gene DAP2, whose product is annotated as dipeptidyl aminopeptidase. The coding region runs from base 1 to 2499 and encodes 832 amino acids. Gene Ontology annotation, biological process: proteolysis. The record is from RefSeq and is a predicted model, not a curated record. NCBI's taxonomy places the organism in Eukaryota, Fungi, Ascomycota, Saccharomycetes, Saccharomycetales, Saccharomycetaceae. Gene Ontology annotation, molecular function: dipeptidyl-peptidase activity; serine-type endopeptidase activity. The transcript has a single exon.
AUGGAUACCAGAGGUCAAGAGCCAGUGGACCAAGAACCCGAGAGGAUUCCGGACAAUCAUUUCAAAGACCCCAGAAGAAACAAGGUUGAAAGAUGGCUGAGACCAGGGGUUGUACUUGUGCUAUUAAUAUGGGGGUCUGUUCUACUCUUAAGAAGCAUUAAAGGCUUGAGUGGACACAAUAAAGAUGACGGAAAUGAUUUACCAGGCUACCGAGUACCGAACUCUACACAUACGAACGACGGCUCCCUAAAAGUUACCUUGACAGAUGUCAGAAAUGGCACAUUUUCCCCAAUUGUGAAGAGCUUGCAAUGGAUUAGCUCACCAGAUUCACGAAAUGAUGAUAAGGGAUUAUUUGUGACUGUAUCCGAUGAUGCUUACAUGGUGAGAUCCGUCUUUGACAAGGAUUAUUCCCGAGUACUUUUCCAAGGCAGUUCCUUCACCUAUGAGGGUGCAAACUAUACAGUUGAGUCACUUGUAGCAUCACCAAAUCUAAACAAGCUGCUGAUUAGGACUAAGACCGUUUCAAACUGGAGACAUUCCUCGUUUGGAUCUUAUUUCGUUUACAAUAACACCGAGCAAUAUGACAAGAUCGGUGACAACCUGUCUCUGGCCCAAUGGUCACCCGAUUCUGUGAACAUUGCAUAUGUUCAGGAUAAUGACGUCUACGUGUACUCUACGGAAAAGCGUAGAACAAUCAAGAGAGUUACUGAUGAUGGAAGUACACAGAUUUUCAAUGGUAGGCCGGACUGGGUGUAUGAAGAGGAAGUCUUGGAGGAUGAUCGAGCACUAUGGUGGUCUCCCAAGGGAGACUACCUAGCUUACUUCAGGAUUGAUGAGAGCCGGGUUGGCGAAUUUGUCAUUCCAUACUAUGUUCAGCCAGAUUACGAUGUGUAUUCAGAACUACGUCGCAUCAAAUAUCCGAAGAGUGGGACACCAAACCCUGUGGUGGGACUGUGGAUUUAUGAUGUCGAAAAUACCUACGCUUACUCUGUGGAUGUAGGCAGCGACCAGCAGGACCCCAAUGAUUCCACACUGAUUACGGAGGUGACUUGGGUGGGUGAUAAACAGGCAGUUGCCAAGACAAGCGAUCGCUCUUCCGAUCUUUUAACCGUUUACUUGAUAGAUACUAAAACCCAAAGUUCAGAAGUCGUCAGGGAAAACCCAGCCAACGGCGGCUGGUGGGAGAUCACACACAACACACUUUACAUCCCAAAGAAUAAGACGCUUGGCAGGGAGAACGACGGAUAUCUGGAUGUAAUGCCCAUUGACGGCUACAAUCAUCUAGUCUAUUACUCUCCAGCGAAUAGUACAACCCCUAAGAUUUUAACUCGCGGUGAAUGGGAAGUGACUGACGGUGCAGCAGCGUUUGACUAUGAGACAAAUACUGUUUACUUCAUAGCCACAAAGAAAUCUUCGACUGAAAGACACCUCUAUGGUGUCGAUUUGAAUAAACCUGACAAGUUAUUUGAGGUAACUGACACAUCAGAGAAUGCGGUAUAUGAUGCCACUUUUUCUGCUGGUAGUAGAUUCGCAUUGGUCUCCUAUAGAGGACCAGGGAUUCCCUACCAAAAGAUUGUGGAUUUGAAAUCAAGGAAGCAUGAUAAAGAAGUCUCAGGAAACGUUGCCGGGAAAACACUAUAUUACUUGGAGGAAAAUCUGCAUUUGAAGGAGGUGCUGAAGGAUUACGCAGCUCCUAAGAGGGAAUUCAGAGAGCUGAACUUGGGCCCUGAUGAUAAUGGAGCAGACGUUAUUGUAAACUAUUAUGAAAUUCUGCCUAAUGAUUUCGACGAAACGAAGAAGGAUUACUACCCAGUCUUUUUCUAUGCUUACGGGGGUCCAAAUUCACAGCAAGUCCUACAAGCUUUUUCAAUCGGCUUCAACGAGGUCAUAGCUUCCCAGCUUGAUGCCAUUGUCGUAGUUGUCGAUGGACGCGGUACAGGAUUUAAGGGCAAAGAUUUUAGGUCCCUGGUUCGUGAUAACCUCGGUGAUUACGAAGCGCAAGAUCAGAUUUCAGCGGCCGCGAUAUACGGGAACAAGACUUAUGUCGAUGCUACCAAAAUCUCAAUUUUUGGUUGGUCAUACGGUGGUUACCUAACGCUGAAGACAUUAGAGAAAGACGCUGGCAAACAUUUCAAAUACGGGUUGUCCGUGGCACCAGUGACAGAUUGGAGUCUAUACGAUUCGGUAUACACAGAGCGCUACAUGCACACACCACAGGAGAAUUCCCAAGGUUACGAGGUAUCUAGGGUUCACAAUGUCACUGCUAUAGGUCAAGCAAAGCGCUUCCUCCUAAUGCACGGGACAGGAGACGACAACGUCCAUUUCCAGAACUCGCUCAGAUUCUUGGACCUCUUAGAUCUCCAUGCUGUCGAGAAUUAUGAUGUUCAUGUCUUCCCAGACUCGGAUCACAGCAUCAGAUUUCAUAAUGCCAACAAAAUCGUCUACGACAAGCUUCUUUCUUGGACAAGGCUCGCCUAUACAGGACAAUUUCUCUACUAG